Colletotrichum orchidophilum is the source of this 876-nucleotide messenger RNA. RefSeq lists its product as uncharacterized. NCBI's taxonomy places the organism in Eukaryota, Fungi, Ascomycota, Sordariomycetes, Glomerellales, Glomerellaceae. Gene Ontology annotation, biological process: endocytosis. Gene Ontology annotation, cellular component: clathrin vesicle coat; membrane. Bases 1 to 876 code for a protein of 291 amino acids. The record is from RefSeq and is a predicted model, not a curated record. The transcript has a single exon.
AUGGAGCAGAUCGACCCCACGACAGGCGCGGCCCUUCCCGCCGACGCGAUCCAGCGCAUCCUCUUCAUCGCCUCGGGCGCCCACGUCUACAACAUACCUCCCCUGACCUCGAACAAGGGCUACACCGCCGCCGGCUGGACCGAACGCCAAAUCUUCACGGCGCGCCUCCGCGUCCUCGAGACGGCCUGGGAGACCACCGCCGCACCCGCCCCGACACCCGUAGGUGUAGGCAGCGCCGUCAUCCCCGUCGCCCCGGGAGCCCCCGCGGGCGUCACCUCCAAGGAGAACCACAUCAAGGUCGACAUCGUCCUCGAGGACCCCUCCAACGGCCAGCUGUUCGCCGCCGCGCCCUACACCUCCAUCAGCGCCGUCGAGCCCGUGCUCGACUCGUCGCGUUUCUUCGCCGUGCGCGUCAUGGACGGCCAGGGGCGGAAGGCGGUGCUGGGCGUCGGGUUCGAGGAGCGCAGCGAGGCCUUCGAUUUUGGCGUCGCGCUGCAGGAGGCGCAGAAGAGCUUGGGUCUGCUGGAUGCCAGCCACGCCAAGCAGGCCGCCGAGAACAGCAAGCGAGCCGAGGCGGAGAAGAACAAGGACUACAGUCUCAAGGAGGGCGAGACCAUCACCAUCAACUUUGGCGGGUCAAAGAUUGGCCGCCGGUCGAGGACGGAGUCCGGGUCCGAGAUCCUGGGCGGAGGAGCCGGGGGUCUUCAGGGGUUCUCGCUGCCGCCACCCCCUAGCGCGCCCAAGGGUGGUAAUGGCGGCAGCUUCGGGCUGCCUCCGCCCCCGAGCGCCGCCAAUAUUCGCGACAAGAAGAGGGAGAAUAGGAAAUCGGCACAGGAUCUGGGGUUUGACGACGGUCAGUUUGGAGAGUUUGCGUAA